Molecule: messenger RNA, 1311 nt
Organism: Trichomonas vaginalis G3
Lineage: Eukaryota; Parabasalia; Trichomonadida; Trichomonadidae
Product: glycosyl transferase
Exons: 1
Coding region: 1-1311 (436 amino acids)
Molecular function (GO): glycosyltransferase activity
Source: RefSeq, a predicted model, not a curated record
AUGAUUCUUGGCGUUAAAUCAAAAGACGAAGAGGAGGAUGAAGACUUCAUCGAAAAUAUUACGAGAGAUAAUUUUUUAGAAAAAAAUAUGCAACUUAUAUCCGAAUUCGUCGAUAAUCCUCCAAAAUCAACGUAUGCAUUCGUAACCAUUUACUCAAACGAUAUACCACGACACUUCGGAUAUCUCCAGAUGUUAGUUGUUCUGGGUUAUUCUCUAAAAGUGUUUAAUCCAACAAUUGAUCGAGUCGUAAUCUGUCAUGAAGCAUUUAGAAGAGACGCAGCAGUAGUAAAAAUCUUAAAUAAAGCUUGGACUCACGUGUUAUAUCGAUCUCCAAUUAUAUGGCCCGAUGAAUUUGAUCGAGAUCAAGUUAUUAACAAGAAAUGGUUUAAGUUUCAUGCAUGGACGCUCCUACAGUACAAGAAAGUUAUGCUAAUAGGUGCUGAUACGAUGCUUUUAACAGACCCAUCGCCAUUAUUUCGAUGGCAAACACCUUCAUCAUCUUAUUAUUUCUCAGAUUUCAAACUAAAAGACGAAGGUCCCAUGAUAAAUCCAGACUUUAUGCUAAUAGAACCUAAUCUCGACGACUUUUGCCAACUUUUAGAGCAGACUUUGCCUUAUGUUCUAAAUCCUACUAAAGAUCAGCAAAUUUACGGAAGAGAUGAAUCAGCUCCUAUUAAUAUAGUGUUCAGGAGCAGAAUAUCUCUCUUUCCUAUUACUUAUAACCACGAAAAUGGUGGUUACAAACACACAAUUUGCGGAAAUCCUUUAACAGACAAAUUUCAUGAGUUAAGAUGCGCAUUUAUACAUUUUACAGGCGAAGGGAAGCCGUGGAAGAGAUGGUCUUUGUAUGCAGCAAUAUGGACAUGCUUUGCAAGGAUAUUUAAUGAAAGAUUGGAUUUACCUUUCAAAAACAAAGAAAAAAACGAAAAAGUGUCAGAAUCUGUUUACAAACUUUUUUUCUUACAAGCCGAUCAAACAAAAAAAUAUUUUCAAGUCGAAGAAGAUGAAUAUGAUGAAGAUAAUGAGAUAGGAGAUGAUUAUUACCCAGAACCGAUCAGAUCUGGCGCAAGAAGAAAUUUUACGAUGCUAUUCUUGCUUCUGUUCGCUUCUUUAUUGAUAGCAAAGAAGAUUAUAUACAUGCAACACCAUUUCGCUGAGUUAUUAAUGAGAUUGAAGGAUAACGUCAAUCAAUUUAUGAGAAUUGAGUUUAAUCAGUAUUAUAACCAAGAAUUGACAGAAAAUAAAGAACAAAAAUACGCUGAAAAGAAGAGAAAAGCUAGGAAAAGGAAGAUUUAUUAUGAAAAUGCAUAA